GCGUUCGGCUGUAAAACCUUCAGUUGAUUGUGAGAUUCGCCAUGAAGCUACUGGAGUUACUGUUCCUCGUCCUCUACUACCAUAUCGUGCAGGGUUUAGCCAGACGCAGACCGAAUCACGGCUGCUUGAUCCGGAAUAAGUACAAGCAUGAGUUGUCCUGCCACUCGCCACGCCGUGUCUUUUACGUCUUCCACCGCAGCAUCUUCGACUGCGUCCAGGUGAUCAGCAACUGCCCGAGGAUGUACCCUUGGAACGAAUAUGAAUCGCUGCAGGAUUGCCGCGACGACUGCGCGUACCACAUGCAAAUUCCGACACCUACGCCGGCUCAAGGAAAAGAAGCGGCAGGUGGCCAAAAUAAGGAAGGGGCGGAAGCUACUGCCGCUGCAGGCGCCGCAGAAGCUCCUGCUGUGGCAGGCGGUGAAGAAGCUCCUCCUGCGGCAGGCGCUGAAGGAGGUGAAGCCGCGGAAGCCGAGGCACCUGCUGCUAAAUAAACGUGGCCUGGAUUAAACAGUAAAUGGUGGCUGAGUAAAUGGAAGGACUUGUUGUACUUUCUUUUAUUUGGACACCUCAUGCUUUUUAUUCUUAAAAUUUUAAUUAACCAAAUUUGUGGGAAUUAAACGCGCAUAUCUAUGAUUUUUAA
Molecule: messenger RNA, 640 nt
Organism: Drosophila kikkawai
Lineage: Eukaryota; Metazoa; Arthropoda; Insecta; Diptera; Drosophilidae
Source: RefSeq, a predicted model, not a curated record